Conger conger (European conger) is the source of this 2039-nucleotide messenger RNA. It is a transcript of the gene pitx3, whose product is annotated as paired-like homeodomain 3. The coding region runs from base 280 to 1119 and encodes 279 amino acids. Gene Ontology annotation, cellular component: nucleus. Gene Ontology annotation, biological process: regulation of transcription by RNA polymerase II; anatomical structure morphogenesis. The record is from RefSeq and is a predicted model, not a curated record. Lineage: Eukaryota; Metazoa; Chordata; Actinopteri; Anguilliformes; Congridae. The transcript is spliced from 3 exons. Gene Ontology annotation, molecular function: RNA polymerase II cis-regulatory region sequence-specific DNA binding; DNA-binding transcription factor activity, RNA polymerase II-specific.
CUUCUAAACCACGUAGAUCAUUUAUAACUGCUCCCAAAGAGCUAAGCCUAUGCCAAACAGCCCCGAACCUGCCCUGUCACAAACGCCUGAUCCCUGGGAUUAGAUGCCGAGCUAAUUUCGCGCUUUCUGUGGGGUCUUCAAUUUGCAGAGCUCGGAUCCGGAGAGAUAGGAUUUUAGCAGACAUAACAUUGAAUGUUUGGUUGUGGCGUUUACUCCAGUCUUGUUGGGGUCAUCAGGGAUUAGUGAUUAUUUUCGUCCUUUUUUUCCACGCGGGGAAACAUGUCAGUCGCUGAACAAUCCUGCCGGAAUCCUAAUGGACUUUGUCAGGCUAAUAAACCAAAAAGUGUCGGGGGACGUAACCAGAAAGACAACGAAAAGUCUCACCAGAACCAGACAGACGAGUCCAACGCGGAGGACGGAUCGUUGAAGAAGAAGCAGCGCCGACAGCGGACGCACUUCACCAGUCAACAGCUGCAGGAGCUGGAGGCGACUUUUCAGCGGAACCGCUACCCAGACAUGAGUACGCGAGAGGAAAUAGCCGUGUGGACGAACCUCACGGAGGCGCGCGUAAGGGUGUGGUUUAAGAACCGCCGGGCCAAGUGGAGGAAGAGGGAACGGAACCAGCAGGCGGAGCUCUGCAAGAACGGCUUCGGCGCCCAGUUCAACGGACUCAUGCAGCCGUACGACGACAUGUACUCCGGCUACUCCUACAACAACUGGGCCACAAAGAGCCUGGCCAGCAGCCCGCUGUCGGCCAAGAGCUUCCCCUUCUUCAACUCCAUGAACGUCAGCCCCCUGUCCUCGCAGCCAAUGUUCUCCCCGCCCAGCUCCAUCUCCUCCAUGAACAUGGCCUCCUCCAUGGUGCCGUCGGCGGUGACCGGGGUGCCCGCCUCCGGCCUCAACAACCUGAACAGCCCCACCCUGAACUCGGCCGUGUCCGCCAGCGCCUGCCCCUACGCCACCUCGGCCAGCCCCUACAUGUACAGAGACACGUGCAACUCCAGCCUGGCCAGCCUCCGGCUCAAGGCCAAGCAGCACGCCAACUUCGCCUACCCGGCCGUGCAGAACCCGGUCACAAACCUAAGCCCCUGCCAGUACGCGGUGGACCGGCCUGUAUGAAGACACUCCAAAACCCUUCCUACCCCUAUCCCCAGUCACCCCAAGCCUCAGAACUCCCCGCCCCGUAAACACCUCCCCUCUCCUCCCUUGUGCGCUAUCGCUGACUUCGAAGAACCGCGCAACAAGAGCAGACUGGUUAACAACAUGUUUUGUUUGUUUUCGUUUUCUUUUUUUAAAGAUGAUGUACGCAACAGGAAUAAGCUUCUCAAUAAACACCGCUUCGCGACGGACCACACUUCAGAGGAACUCAUUCAAAAAACAUUUUGGAGACUUUUGUUGAGACCUGACCAACUGUUACGCAGAAUUUAAAAAAAACAAACAUGUCCUCUGUCAUUUUGGACUGCAUGAGUAGAGUGAAUAGGGAAAAAAAAACAAUGCUUUUACAAUACUGGCGGCCAAUGCUGGUGCACGCAGUCAUCAGUGCCGAUUACAACCGAUGUAAAAGGGACCCGCGGUUGUAACUGCAGCUAGAGGAUGUACAUAACUGACUUUUUCCUUGUUUUGUAUGUGACAACAAUAUCUAUAAAAUGUAGUACUCUGAAGAUGAAAAAGCAUGUUCUUGAAGAGCAGGAUCUAGACUGACGUACUGUGAGUACAUCCUUUAGGAAUUUCCAUAUCUGUUACGAAUUCCAUUUGCUUCAGCAGGUCAAAGGGCUGUCGAUGGAUGAGGCAAUGUCGGCAGCAAGUAGUCAUCGAGGGAAAAAAAAAAUACGAAAAAUAAAAACCACAAAAGAAACAAAACAAUAAAAACAACAAUUUCUACAUCCACCAGAGAAUGAUAAUCAGAGUUAAAAAAGAGGCAUUUUUAAAAAAGCCAUUGAAUAUAUAGAUUUGUGUGGUGUUACAAAAAAGGGAGUCCAUGACUGUAAAAAAAAAUGUAUGUAAGAGUGCAGUUGUUAUAAAACAAGAUUUUUUUCUGG